Molecule: messenger RNA, 2385 nt
Organism: Striga asiatica
Lineage: Eukaryota; Viridiplantae; Streptophyta; Magnoliopsida; Lamiales; Orobanchaceae
Source: the annotation of a GenBank genome assembly
AUGGGAAAUUGGGGAUUCUCGAUCAUCCUCAUCCUGCUGCUGCUUUUGUUGGAAACAUGCUCAGCAAGCGUGCAACAAAUCGGGAAACUGAAUCCCGGCUUCAAAGCAUCCCAAAUGGACUUCAUAGACAAUGAUGGAUUAUUCCUUGUAUCCAACAAAUCAAAUUUCGCCUUCGGUUUCACCACCAUCACUGACGUUACUCAUUUCCAGGUCGUCGUCAUCCACAAGAGCAGCUCGACCAUCAUUUGGUCCGCCAACAGGGGCUCAACAGUUGAUAAUUCGGACAGUUUCCAGUUUGACAACACUGGAAACGCCUACUUAGUCAGCGGUGGGUCCACCAUCUGGUCCACCAACACCGCCAACAGAGGAGUUUCGUCCCUCGAGUUGCAAGACUCUGGUAAUCUUGUUCUAGUUGAUGACGGCGGCCGAGUGGUCUGGCAGAGUUUUAGCCACCCGACAGACACCCUUGUGUCGAACCAGGAAUUUUCCGAGGGGAUGAAGCUCACGAGCAACCCUGGCUCCAAUAACUUGAGCUACUCCCUCGAGAUUAUGUCCGGGGACAUGAUUCUUUCUGCAAAUUUCGUGCCCCCGCAGCCCUACUGGUCCAUGGGCAGCGACAGUCGAAUAACCAUCGACAAAGCUGGCGGCAAGGUGGCCUCCGCUGUCCUCACCGCCAAUUCAUGGAAGUUUUACGAUCCAAACAAGGCGCUACUCAGGCAGUUCAUCUUCUCUAGUGGCACCAGUGAUAACUCCACUUGGGCUGCGGCUUUAGGAAGUGAUGGUUUCAUAAAUUUCAUGAUGCUACUCGAUUCUUCCCCGAGCCAGUCCUCAGCUAGGAUACCUCAGGAUCAGUGUAGUAGACCCGCCGCAUGCGAUCCCUACUACGCCUGUUACCCUGGAAACAAGUGCCAGUGCCCGUCGGGAUUCCCCUCCUGCAAGUCAUUGACCGUCCCCUCGUGUGGUGACGUAAAGCUGGUGAGUGGCGGUGAUGGGCUUGGCUACAUUGCCCUGAAAUUCGUGCGGCCCUUCUCGAAAAACAUGACUCUGGAUGGCUGCAAGGCUUCUUGCCUUGAGAACUGCUCGUGUGGUGCCAUGUUCUUUGACGCCAGUUCCGGAAGCUGUUUUCUGUUCAACAAGAUAGGAAGCAUGGUGGGGUCCGGCAGCUAUGCCUCCUACAUCAAAAUCUUCACCGGAGGGGCGAAUAACAAACACUUUCCGGUGGUCAUCCUCAUCGUGGUCCCGACGGUGCUUGUCAUAUGUGGUUUGCUUUUCACGGGGUUCCAUCUCUGUAGAAAGAAGAACGUUAGAGGAGCACCUGAGAACUCCAAGGAGAGCUCGGAGGACGAGGACCACUUCCUGGAGGGCCUGCCGGGGAUGCCUAUCCGCUUCAGUUACAAGGACCUCAAGGAGGCCACGCGCAACUUCUCAAUGAAGCUUGGGCAGGGAGGAUUUGGGUCCGUUUACCAGGGCACCCUUCCUGAUGGGACCCGUCUUGGCGUGAAGAAGCUGGAAGGCAUCGGGCAGGGGAAGAAGGAGUUCCGGGCAGAGGUCAGCACCAUCGGCAGCAUCCACCACGUCCACCUAGUCCGGCUCAGGGGCUUCUGCGCCCAAGGCAAGCACCGGCUGCUCGUGUACGAGUACAUGGCUAACGGCUCCCUUGACCAGUGGCUCUUCCGCAAGGACAAAAGAGGAGUCUUGGUGCUCGAUUGGGACACGAGGUACAACAUAGCCGUGGGGACUGCCAAGGGCCUAGCAUACCUCCACGAGGAUUGCGACGUCAAAAUAGUCCACUGCGACAUAAAGCCCGAGAACGUGCUUUUAGACGACCACUUCAUGGCAAAAGUGUCGGAUUUCGGGCUAGCAAAGCUCAUGACUCGGGAGCAGAGCCACGUAUUCACUACAUUGAGGGGAACGAGAGGGUACCUUGCGCCCGAAUGGAUCACAAACUACGCCAUAUCUGAGAAAAGCGAUGUUUACAGCUAUGGUAUGGUAUUGCUUGAGUUGAUUGGCGGCCGGAAGAAUUACGACCCCACAGAAAGUCCUGAGAAGUCACAUUUUCCGUCAUAUGCAUUUAAAAUGUUGGAGGUAGGGAAAAUAAAGGAUAUUGUUGAUGCGAAGGUGAGGGUGGAGGAAGAGGACGAGAGGGUGGGUAUAGCAAUCAAGGUGGCACUUUGGUGUGUGCAGGAUGAGGUGUACCUGAGGCCGCCAAUGACUAAAGUGGUGCAGAUGCUGGAGGGGCUCAGCCCGGUGCCACUGCCCCCAACGCCAACUCACCUGAAUUUGAGCUUAUCUCAGUCGAUAAGUGAGGAGGGGACUUCGUCAGGGCCUUCAGAUUGCAACAGUGAUGCGUAUCUAUCUGCUGUUCGCCUUUCUGGUCCAAGAUGA